Messenger RNA from Salvia splendens (bonfire salvia), 1108 nucleotides. Its product is annotated as putative cyclin-D6-1. The transcript is spliced from 5 exons. The record is from RefSeq and is a predicted model, not a curated record. Lineage: Eukaryota; Viridiplantae; Streptophyta; Magnoliopsida; Lamiales; Lamiaceae. The coding region runs from base 80 to 907 and encodes 275 amino acids.
AAAACAUGACACCAACUCUAUUUAAAGAAUAACAACUAAAAACCAUCACUCAAAAAAGAGAGAAAGAGAGAAUCCAUCAAUGGAGUUUGAUCUCGAAAAUCCACUCCCAUUUUCAACUGACAUUUUCCCUUCACUAUUCAAUACAGAGAUACAUCACAUGCCUUCCAAAACCUUACUCUCAAGCCACAAUCUCCCCAUCCGCCGCGAAAUCGCCUCCGCAAUCCUCCACAUCUCGCGCGAAUCCGAUCCUUUCCUCUCCUACCUCGCCGUCAAUUACAUGGAUCGCUUCCUCUCCGCACACUCCAUACCGAAUGGGAAGCCGUGGAUCUUCAGAUUAGUAGCGGUUUCCUGCGUUUCAUUAGCGCUGAAAAUGAGGCAGACAGAGCUCUCCGUCUCCGAUCUCGCGGAUAACGAUGGAGAUUUGAUCUUCAAUUCCGCGACGAUCGAGAGAAUGGAGAUGCUGAUCCUCGGAGCUCUGAAAUGGCGGAUGCGCUCCGUUAAUCCUUUCUCGUUCCUCAAUUACUUCGUCUCGCUCUUCGAUUCCGGCGACGACGAGCGAUCGAUUCAGGCUUUGAAGAACAGAGGAGCUCAGAUCAUCUUCAAAUCGCAGAACGAUAUCAAAUUACUCGAGUUCAAGCCGUCGAUCGUCUCGGCGUCGGCUCUGCUCGUGGCGUCUCACGAGUUUUCCCCGAUGCAGUUUCAACCGUUCAGAGAAGCUAUCUGCAGCUGCAGUUAUGUGAUUAAGGAGGAAUUGCUGCAUUGUUAUGAUGUGAUGGCGGCGGCGGCGGGGCUGUUGACGCCGGCGAAUGUGCAGGAUUUCAGCUGCUCGUUCUCAGAGAUAGAGAGCAGUCAAAUUGAGAAUUCCGCCAUUAAUGAAUCGCCUCAGCUUUCUCAGAACAAUCAGUGACAGGUGAGUGUAUAUAUAUGAUGAGAGGGACAUUUAUUUUGGCCAACAUAAAACCAUCUUCAAACGUUGUCUUUCUUUAACCGUCUCUUAAAUUACUAUUCAUGGCUCCACCAUACUUUUUUACUUCAUCUCUUAAUUAAGGGACGGAACCUGCAACCCUUCAUCUCUUAUUCGUCCCUUAACCGUCUCUUAAAUUACUAU